This is a messenger RNA of Gilbertella persicaria, 3543 nucleotides long. Its product is annotated as glycosyl hydrolases family 38 N-terminal domain-containing protein. Gene Ontology annotation, biological process: mannose metabolic process; oligosaccharide catabolic process. Gene Ontology annotation, cellular component: fungal-type vacuole membrane. Lineage: Eukaryota; Fungi; Mucoromycota; Mucoromycetes; Mucorales; Choanephoraceae. The transcript has 25 exons. Gene Ontology annotation, molecular function: alpha-mannosidase activity; carbohydrate binding. Bases 63 to 3191 code for a protein of 1042 amino acids. The record is from RefSeq and is a predicted model, not a curated record.
AUACUAUUUAAACAAGACGCGCUUAAAUCUUUGUCUUUUCUUCUCUUCUUUAUCAUCUUUAUAUGACAAUUUAUGGCCAUAAACACAGUCACCAUGUAGAUCAUAGCAUGGUGCCUGCUUUAGAUCAUGCUCCACGCGUGCCUAAAAAUAUCGCACACUCUCGCAUUAAUAAUUUUAUGGCGGGAGGAGGACAAUUUUAUGGGAUGGGCAUUCAGCGUGGUCUCUGGCGUAUGCAUAAAACUGGUUCUCCUCAUGUUGAAUUAAGCGUCUAUAGUGUACCUGAGCUUAAGCGUAUCCCUUUCAGGGAAGCGGUUACACAAAAGUUUGAAAAAUUUAGUAUGGGACAACGCUCCUUUGGUCCUAGUUGGUCUACACAUUGGUUUCAUGUAUCUAUUAUGAUUCCAAGAGAAAUGGAUGGUCAACAAGUUGUUCUUCAAUGGGAUAUGGGAUGUGAAGGCAUGGUUUGGGAUACAAAGGGUAUCCCGCUUCAAGGACUUACAGGAGGGUCUGAUCAAGCACGUCAUGAAUUCAUUGUUGACAAACAUGCCAAAGCAGGCGAUAAACAUGAAUUCUAUAUUGAAGCAGCUUGUAAUGGCAUGUUUGGCGUAGGUGCCAAUGAUGCUAUGGUUGCCGAUCCAAACCGAUACUUUAAUCUUGAUAAAGCGGACCUUGUGGUGCCUAAUAAGCCUAUUCAAACCCUGUUCCAUGACUUAAGUGUGAUUCGUGGCAUUGGUUAUGAUACGGAUGAAACUAGUUCUCGUGCAAGAAAGGCUUUGUGGGUCAUCAACGAGGUGAUUAACCGAUUUAUAUGUGACGAUGAAGAAGCCAUUCAAUCGUGUCUUAAAUUGACACAAGACUUUCUUGGUGCAAAGACUGGCGAUGGUCAACACAAAGUCACGGCUGUGGGUAACUGUCAUAUUGAUACUGCCUGGCUUUGGCCUUAUGAUGAAACAAAACGUAAGAUUGCAAGAUCUUGGUCAAGCCAACUGGAUUUGAUCAAAAGAUAUCCUGAUUAUGUCUUUACUGGUUCUCAAGUACAACAAUAUGAAUGGCUUAAGGAACUGUAUCCUACUAUCUUUGACAAAAUUCAAAAAGUGGAAAAGACAGGUCAAUGGGAAAUCAUCGGUGGUAGCUGGGUAGAGCAUGACACAAACAUGCCUUCGGGUGAAUCUCUCUGUAGACAAAUGCUUUUAGGUCAAAAAUUCUAUGAAAAGAACUUUGGAAAAAGAACUCGUGUAUUUUGGUUACCGGACUCAUUUGGAUAUUCUGCUCAACUUCCUCAAGUUCUUCGUCAAUCUGGCUGUGAUUAUUUCUUUACUCAAAAAUUAUCCUGGAACAAUAUCAACAAGUUUCCUUUGUCUACUUUUUGGUGGACAGGCAUUGAUGAUACAAGCAUCUUAGCUCACUUGACGCCAGCAGAAACAUAUACUGCUUCUGUAACACCUAGUGAAGUCUAUAAAUGUGCUAAAAAUCAUCACGAUAUUGAAAGUUCAAACCAAAGCCUCUUGGUUUAUGGACAUGGUGAUGGAGGAGGAGGUCCCACACCAGAAAUGCUCGAACGACUCGAAAGAAUGAAAGAUGUGGAUGGGUUGCCUUCUGUCAAGCCUGGUAGUGCUACAAAAUUUUUUGAAGGUCUAGAAAAGCAUUCUGAUCGUUUACAAUCUUACAAAGGAGAAUUAUAUCUCGAAUUCCACCGAGGUACUUAUACCACUCAAGCAUUAGUCAAAAGAGGAAAUCGUAAAGGAGAAGUUAUCCUUCGCGAUCUUGAGUUACUGGCUACUGCUGCUAAGCUUUUAUCAAACCAAACAAGUGCCAAAUACGAGUAUCCAUUUGACGAUAUUGAACGGUUAUGGAAGUUGUUAUGUCUCAAUCAGUUCCACGAUUGUUUACCUGGUUCAGCUAUCAAUCUAGCCUAUGUGGAUGUUCACAAGUUUCAUCGACAGGUGAUCUCAGAAUCUUCUUUGCUUCGACACAUGGCUCAAUCUGUCUUAAUCUCUGAAAGCAAGCACCAUGAGGAUGAAGGUGCAGACCAAAAGGGUGUUAUUGUUUUUAAUACGUUGCCCUGGACCCGUAACGAAGUCAUUGUUUGUCCUGAAAAGAAUACGAAAUGGACAAAUCAACAAUACAAGGGGGAAUAUGAAUAUCUUUUAGUACACGACAUUCCUGGAUUAGGUGUUUCUGGUUACAUUGAGUCUACAGAUGAUUUGAAGUCAGUUUCUUUGGAAAAAUCUGCCCAAGCUUACAAAUCAAAGAAGGGCCACUUUAUACUCGAGAAUAUGAAUUUGAAGGCUGUCUUUAAUGCAAAUGGUCAACUUGUUGAACUUCUCGAUAAAAAUUCAGACAGAGGUAAUCUUGUACCCGAAAAUACUAAGGGUAAUGUGUUACAGCUCUAUGAAGAUGUGCCUACUUAUUGGGAUGCUUGGGAUGUUGAAAUAUAUCAUCUUCAGAAAUAUGUUGAACUGGAAGGCCAACGUACCUUGGAAAUCUUAUCUGAAGGUCCUGUCAAGGCCGAGUUAUGCUUUGAACACAAGAUUUCUGAUGUUAGUUCAAUCAAGCAAAUCAUCAGUCUUACUUGUAUUGGUCAUCGCAUUGAAUUCGAGAAUACUGUUGAUUGGCAUGAAAGCCAUCAGUUUUUGAAAGUAGAAUUUAAUUGGGAUAUUGUCACUGAUUUUGCCACUUACGACAUCCAGUAUGGUGUUGUUAGAAGACCCAAUCAUUACAAUACAACCAUUGAUUCUGCUAAAUUUGAGGUUUGUGGCCAUAAAUUUGCAGACUUGUCAGAAUCCAAUUACGGUAUUGCAUUGAUCAAUGACUGUAAAUAUGGUUACGCUACUCAUGGAAAGACACAAAGACUUUCGUUAUUGCGGUCACCCAAAGGUCCUGAUGAACUUGCUGAUAUGGGACAACAUAAAUUCAAAUAUGCUAUUUAUCCACACGAAGGUAGUUACAGCAAUUCAGAUGUCAUGCAAGCUGCUUUGGAGUUCAAUACACCUCUGUCUAUUCGUUCUGCCAAAGGCAAAGAGAUCAAGAGUGGUACACUUUUGCCUUCUUUGUUCAAGAUAAAAGGAUCUAAACAGAUCAUUAUUGAUACCGUCAAACUUUCAGAAGGUGAUCAAGGUAAAGGAAAACAGAUUGUUUUACGUCUUUAUGAAGCUUAUGGCGGCAAAAGCACUGGUAUCCUGUCAAGGUAAAAGAAAAAAACAAACAUCAUAGCUUAUAUUUUUCUUAGCCAUUUGAACAUCAAACAUGCCCAAGUUUCAAACAUAUUGGAAGAUGACACAGGUGUUCAAUUAGCCAAGAAACAUCAUGGCUUCUCUGUUACACUUAAACCUUUCCAAAUCUUGACACUCAAGAUUGAUUUGAGUUAAACAAUAAAUAUCGUCUAUCCUAUCAGCCGUAUAAAAAUAACUUGGCUGUCGCUUAUACUGUUGCAAAAUUAUUUCAAACGCUUGUGAGACUUAUAGGAGAGUUCACUUUGAACGAUACUGCAGGAAUGACAGCUUAAAGCAUGCAAAUAUACACUGACCCGAAAUAAAAAUCAGC